Molecule: messenger RNA, 2048 nt
Organism: Syngnathus acus (greater pipefish)
Lineage: Eukaryota; Metazoa; Chordata; Actinopteri; Syngnathiformes; Syngnathidae
Product: myeloid-associated differentiation marker-like protein 2
Exons: 2
Coding region: 453-1382 (309 amino acids)
Cellular component (GO): membrane
Source: RefSeq, a predicted model, not a curated record
AACUUCCAUUCCGGUGCCACUGAGCCCCAGCAUACCAUCCACACGGCACACACUGUUGGUGCGUGAGGACGACGAAAAAGAGUGUUAAAAUUUGAGCGCAAUACAAUGUACGAUCACAUUUUGUUCUUGACUAUUUUUUUUUUAUUAUUGAAACGAAUGACAAGCUGUUAUUACUCAGAACUUUUUCCUACACCAGACAAAGGGCCUAACAACUGAGAGGAUUGUGGACAUUUUUUACUCUCCAUGCGCUGAUCAGAAGAAGUUUGGAAUAGUCAGCAGAGACAACAGGGCACGACACUUCACCACGAUAAUGACUCCUGGGAGAUUUACCUUCAUAAAGAGCCCGACGGAAACAUUAAAUUCAGAGUGAAGGUUUCAAGGCAGACGGGAUUCUAACGAACAGCGUGGCCUUCAGAUCCACUUUGUAGGCCAUUAAGUUCAACCACCUAGUGAUGGAUUCACCGGGCGGCCCAUACCUGAACACGAGGGCGCUCCUCUCACCUCUCGGCGCUACCCGCCUUUGCCAGCUGGCGAUGGGUUGUGCCGUCAUCGCCAUGGUGAUCCACACUGCGGGCUACAGCGGUUCCCACGGUGUGUUCUGCAUGGCCGUAUGGUGCUUCUGCUUUGCCAUGUCGGUGGUGAUCUUCUUCUUGGAUGCCACACGUCUCUACAGCUGCCUGCCAAUUUCUUGGGACAACCUCACCGUCACAUGUGCUGCCUUUGCCACACUUGUGUAUGUGACGGCCUCUGUGGUCUACCCGCUCUUCUUCGUCCGAUCCGAGUGCCCCUACGCUGGCUGCGAUGUCCGCAAUUUCCGCAUUGCGGUCACUGUCUGCUCCAUCCUGGGGACUCUGGCCUACGGGGUCGAGGUGGCCCUGUGCCGAGCCAGACCGGGACAAGCCGUAGUAGGCUACAUGGCCACGGUCUCGGGCCUCCUCAAAGUAGUCCAAGGCUUUGUGGCCUGCAUUAUCUUUGGCGCUCUGGCCAACGGGAGUCAGUACUCCCUCUACGCCGCCACCAUCUACUGCGUUGCUGUCUACGCUUUCUGCUUUGCCCUGACUACACUGGUGGUCAUCAUGACGCUGUGCGGGCGUACCAAAACGGUGCGCUGUAUGUCCUUUGAUCGCUUCGUAGUGGUGUGCACCUUGCUGGAGGUGCUGCUCUACCUCAGCGCAUCGGUGGUGUGGCCCGUGUUCUGCUUCGACACCAAAUACGGCUCACCCUGGCGACCGUCCUCGUGUCCUCAAGGGAAGUGUCCAUGGGACAGCAAAGUGGUGGUGGCCGUUUUCUCCGUUGUCAACUUGACGCUCUAUGUGGCGGACCUGGUCUACUCGCAGAGGAUACGAUUUGCCCCUUCACAUUUGGCCUCACGUAGGCCCUAACACAGACUUUUAAUUUUGUCAGGCAGCUGAAUGUUUUUUUGUAUCAUCACAAGACAUUUACCACAUCCUGGCAUGCAUAUCACAAGGGACAUUUUGAUAACAUUGAUGACGAUUUACUAUACUAUACUGUUCAAUCUGGAUGCUCUCAGGAAUGUGAACUUGGAAUGUAAUCGACACAUGCGCUCAAAACCACACCCCAACCACACAUCUUUGAACUGACCCUUCUUGACCUCUUAGGGGAUUAGGCUGACUAGACUGCCUCACCCAAACAGCCGCUUGCUACGUGCUGUCAAAUCAGCUUUGAAUUGGGCGGUCACGUGGUCCAACACUUAUUUUCUUUUUUUAUCCUUUGCAAAAUAAUACAUACAAGUUUGUAAUAUAAAUAGCAGAUAUGCGACUGGUAUCUGCGGUAUGGCUGUUAUCUGAAAAACUUACACCAGAUGAUAGAAAUGAUAUUACCAAUAAUAAACACGUGGCUUUUCUGCACUAAAAGUAAAUGACUGUGAAUGUGCCCCAUAAAAAUGGUAAAGUUAAAACACACAACAUUUAUGAUUGCACAAUUCAAACAUGGGCAGGGUGACACAAAUACCGUAUGUUUGCACACACUUUCAAAGUACACAUGAACCCGUCAGCAUCAUGUCCCUGUUUUAUUAUACUUUUUAAGUC